CCCAUGCACUUGCCCACUUGGGUGGGCUUUUUAUAAGAGUUGAUAGAGGAAAGAGCUUUCUGACCUGUAUCUUCCCAUCUAAAAGGAGGAGGAUUGGGAGAGAGAAACUAGGACAGCAGCUGUUGGCUUUUGGGGGAAGCAGGAGUUGGUAGGGGGGGAGACCUGAAAAAGAAAUGUUUAUAAGGAUCUCCAUCCUUCAUUUAAAUGGAGGGCCCGAGUUUGCCGUAGAUAUUCAGGUAAGAAAUGGGUCCCUGGAGACCAGGUCUCCUCCCUCACCACACCAUCCAAGUGUGUCACAAAAGCUCUACCUUCUCAUCCACCCUGGCACCGCACUGCACCCCAGUUCUUUGGCUGAGGGCUCAUGCCACGCCAUGUCUUACGUAACUGUUAAAUGCCUCUUCUCAUCCUCUGGCAUACCCCCUCGGGGUCCAGAAAGCACAGAAGAAGGGUCCUGGCCGAGGGAGAGACUACCAAACUGUGUUGCUGACCAGCCCCCGAGUGGUUGCGCAGUUAGCAACCACCCGACGGACGUGAGGGCAGACUCUGUCUUCCAUCUUCGUCACCAGUGGUUUCUUGGGAACAUCUGCCCUGGAGAUAGAACAGUGCCUCUCAGCUUCCUUCUGUCACUCAGCUCGCUUGGGGAGAUCUUUCCAAAGGAAAAGAGAUGCACGUCACCAGAAGAGCGCUCACCAGGUGAUGGUUUGCCGCAGGAAACUGGGGAGAUCAUCUCCGAAGGGUUGAUACCCGUGUCAGUGGAGGGAGACUACCCAGGUGGAUGCAGGAUUCAUUCAUCUCAGAAGAUCCAGAACCUCCCCACCUCCAUGAUGGAUACCAGUCCGCACAAGCAUUGCUGGAGAAGCUUGCUGGUGAGGUGAAGCCGUCAUGGCCCAGGAGGGACUGGGUUGGUCUCUUUUGGCUUUAACAGCAACACCAACAAUUAUAACUAGCAUUUGUGUAGUGCUUUAAUGUUUACGAUGCAUUUUACACACGUUAUCUCGUUUGAUUUCAUUAGAGGAGAUAUCCUGCAGGCCUUCUGUGGUUUUGACUUGUCUGCGGUCCGUGUGUUUGCCAGAUUCUUUUAGGCCUUCAGAAAUACAC
Molecule: messenger RNA, 1098 nt
Organism: Vombatus ursinus (common wombat)
Lineage: Eukaryota; Metazoa; Chordata; Mammalia; Diprotodontia; Vombatidae
Exons: 3
Coding region: 174-875 (233 amino acids)
Source: RefSeq, a predicted model, not a curated record